AUGUCGGCUGCCCAGCUUCUCAACCCCAAGGCCGAGUCCCGAAGGAGGGGCGAAGCUCUCAAGGUCAACAUCAGUGCCGGUGAAGGUCUUCAAGAUGUCCUCAAGUCCAACCUGGGCCCCCGAGGCACAAUCAAGAUGCUUGUCGACGGUGCGGGACAGAUCAAGCUGACCAAGGAUGGCAACGUUCUUCUCCGAGAGAUGCAAAUACAAAAUCCCACCGCCGUCAUGAUUGCCCGAGCAGCGACUGCGCAGGACGACAUUUGCGGUGACGGAACCACCUCUGUCGUUAUGUUGGUGGGCGAGCUCCUGAAGCAGGCAGACCGAUACAUCUCUGAGGGACUGCACCCUCGUAUUAUCACCGAUGGUUUCGAGGUUGCCAAGAUCGAGGCCUUGAAGUUCCUCGAUUCCUUCAAGCUCCCUAAGGAGGUUGACCGAGAACUCCUCAUCAGCGUCGCGCGAACAUCGCUCGCCACUAAGCUCAACGCCACCCUGGCCGCCAAGCUCACUCCCGAUAUCGUCGACGCCGUCCUCGCCAUCUACCAGGAGCCCGCGAAGCCCGAUCUGCACAUGGUUGAGAUUAUGAAGAUGCAGCACCGAACAGCCUCCGACACCCGGCUGAUCCGUGGAUUGGCCCUCGACCACGGUGCCCGACACCCCGAUAUGCCGAAGCGACUCGAGAACUGCUACAUCCUGACCCUCAACGUCAGCCUGGAGUACGAGAAGUCCGAGAUUAACUCUGGAUUCUUCUACUCGAGCGCCGAGCAGCGCGACAAGCUUGUCGAGAGCGAGCGCCGAUUCGUCGAUGCCAAGCUGAAGAAGAUUGUCGAGCUCAAGCAGGAGCUGUGCGGUACCGACGGCUCAAAGAACUUUGUCGUUAUCAACCAGAAGGGCAUUGACCCCCUGUCUCUCGACGUCCUCGCCAAGAACAACAUUCUUGCUCUCCGACGAGCCAAGCGAAGGAACAUGGAGCGUCUUCAGCUUGUGUGCGGUGGUGUUGCUCAGAACAGCGUUGACGACCUGUCUGAGGAUGUUCUGGGUUGGGCCGGCCUCGUCUACGAGCAGACUCUUGGAGAGGAGAAGUACACCUUUGUCGAGGAGGUCAAGGAUCCCAAGUCGGUGACCCUCAUGAUCAAGGGACCCAACCAGCACACCAUCGCCCAGGUGACAGACGCCGUGAGAGAUGGUCUGCGAAGUGUUUACAACAUGAUCGUUGACAAGUCGGUUGUUCCCGGAGCUGGUGCCUUCCAGGUCGCCUGCGCUGCUCACCUGAAGAGCGAUGCCUUUGGCAAGUCAGUCAAGGGCAAGGCCAAGUGGGGAGUUGAGGCUUUCGCCGAUGCUCUCCUUAUUAUCCCCAAGACCCUGGCUGCCAACGCCGGUCUUGACAUUCAGGAUGCUCUUGCGGAUAUGCAGGAUGAGCACGCUGACGGCGCCGUCGUUGGCCUGGACCUUGAGACCGGAGAGCCCAUGGACCCCGAACUGGCCGGUGUCUUUGACUCCUACCGAGUCCUCCGAAACUGCAUCGCCUCCAGCUCGAGUAUCGCAUCCAACCUUCUUCUGUGCGACGAGUUGUUGAAGGCUCGACAGAUGGGUAGAGCCGGCGGACCGGGGCCUGGCAUGGAUGGACCUAGCGAUCACAUGUAG
Molecule: messenger RNA, 1641 nt
Organism: Fusarium keratoplasticum
Lineage: Eukaryota; Fungi; Ascomycota; Sordariomycetes; Hypocreales; Nectriaceae
Exons: 6
Coding region: 1-1641 (546 amino acids)
Biological process (GO): protein folding
Cellular component (GO): chaperonin-containing T-complex
Molecular function (GO): ATP hydrolysis activity; ATP-dependent protein folding chaperone; ATP binding
Source: RefSeq, a predicted model, not a curated record